AUGAUUGCUUUGUGGCAGGUUGGCACCCAGUUCACUCGUGGGGUGUCUGGAGGAGAGAGAAAAAGGACCAACAUUGGGAUGGAGCUUAUCACAGACCCUGCCAUCUUGUUCCUGGAUGAGCCAACGACUGGACUGGAUGCCAGCACUGCCAAUGCUGUCCUGCUGCUUCUCAAAAGGAUGGCCCAGCAGGGCAGGACCAUCAUCUUCUCCAUCCACCAGCCUCGCUACUCCAUCUUCCGCCUCUUUGACAACCUGACACUGCUGGCUGCAGGGAGAGUCCUGUUCCAUGGCCCAGCUCAGCAGGCCCUCCAGUACUUCCAGGAUAUUGGGUACCAAUGUGAGGCACACAACAACCCUGCUGACUUCUUCCUGGAUGUCAUCAAUGGAGAUUCCACAGCAGUGGCCAUGGCCAUGAUGGAUGAAACCGAGCCAGCAGAGAGCACUGAAGCCCAGACUGCAGAGGACUCCAUCCUGGCUGAGAAGCUGGCAGAGCAAUACUGCAGCUCUUCCUACUACCAGGAGACCAAAUCAACUCUGGAGAAGAUUUCCUUGGGCAGCCAGAAGAAAUCCAAGGCAGUUUUCAGGCAGAUCACCUAUGCCAACUCCUUCCUUCACCAGCUCAGAUGGGUGUCCAAACGUACCUUGAAGAACCUGGUGGGCAACCCUCAGGCUUCCAUAGCUCAGCUGUGUGUCACUGCUGUCCUGGGGCUUGUCGUUGGUGCCAUCUUCUUUGGACUGAAGGAGGACUCCACUGGACUCCAGAACAGGGUGGGGGCCAUGUUCUUCCUGACCACCAACCAGUGCUUCAGCAGUGUCUCAGCCAUUGAGCUCUUCGUGGUGGAAAAAAAGAUCUUCAUCCAUGAAUACAUCAGUGGCUACUACAGGAUCUCUGUCUACUUCAUCUCGAAGUUGCUGGCGGAUUUGAUCCCCAUUAGAACCUUGCCAAGCAUCAUCUUCACCUGUAUCACUUACUUCAUGCUAGGUCUGAAGCCUACAGCAGGAGCCUUCUUCACCAUGAUGUUCUCCCUGAUGAUGGUGUCCUACACAGCCACUGCCAUGGCCCUGGCCAUUGCAGCAGGGCAGAGUGUGGUGGCUGUAGCCAACCUGCUGAUGACUGUGGCUUUUGUUUUCAUGAUUAUUUUCUCUGGGCUGUUGGUCAACCUCCCAAGUGUCCUGCCCUGGCUCUCCUGGCUGAAGUACUUCAGCAUCCCUCGCUAUGGCAUGCAAGCUCUGCAAAUCAAUGAACUGAGUGGGCUGGACUUCUGUGGCCCCAGCAACAUCACAGAUGUGGUUGGCAAUGUCAGCUGCUCACAGACAAACCAGACGUGGUGCAUUGGGGACGAGUACCUGAGGAGGCAAGGCAUCGAGGUGAGCACCUGGGGGCUGUGGCAGAACCACCUGGCCCUGGCCUGCAUGACCCUCAUCUUCCUCACCGUUGCCUACCUCAAACUGCACUUCAUGAAGAAGUUCUCCUAAAGCCAGAGAGCAAA
This is a messenger RNA of Indicator indicator, 1490 nucleotides long. RefSeq names its product ATP binding cassette subfamily G member 2 (Junior blood group) (gene ABCG2). NCBI's taxonomy places the organism in Eukaryota, Metazoa, Chordata, Aves, Piciformes, Indicatoridae. Bases 1 to 1476 code for a protein of 491 amino acids. Gene Ontology annotation, cellular component: plasma membrane. The transcript is spliced from 11 exons. Gene Ontology annotation, molecular function: ABC-type transporter activity. The record is from RefSeq and is a predicted model, not a curated record.